Molecule: messenger RNA, 5238 nt
Organism: Myotis lucifugus (little brown bat)
Lineage: Eukaryota; Metazoa; Chordata; Mammalia; Chiroptera; Vespertilionidae
Gene: NRAS
Product: NRAS proto-oncogene, GTPase
Exons: 7
Coding region: 731-1300 (189 amino acids)
Biological process (GO): Ras protein signal transduction
Cellular component (GO): plasma membrane
Molecular function (GO): GTPase activity; GDP binding; GTP binding
Source: RefSeq, a predicted model, not a curated record
CUGCAGCUUCUAGGACCCAGUUUCUUUUAAUGAUUUAAAACAAAACAAACAAAAAAAUAAAAAAAUUGUGCCUGAAAUGAAUCUUGUUUUUUUUAUAAGUAGCCGCCUGGUUCCUGUGUCCUGUAACAUGCAGGCACUUGACCCUUGGUGUAGCUUCUGUUCAACUUUAUAUCACGGGAACGGAUUGGUCUGAUUUCUUGGCCCUCAUCUUGAAUUGGCCAUACGCAGGAUCCCUGGCCAGUGGACUGGAAGCUUUGUCUAAGAUGACAAGGGUCAGCUCAGGGGAUGUGGGGGAGGGCGCUUUUAUCUUCCCCGUUGUCAUUUGAGGUUUUGAUCUUCUCUGGGUAAAGAGGCCAUUUAUCUUUGUAAACACAAAACAUUUUUGCUUUCUCCAGUUUUCUGUUAAUGGCGAAAGAAUGGAAGCGAAUAAAGUUUUACUGAUUUUUGAGACACCAGCACCUAGCGCUUUCAUUAUUGAAAUGUCCUGAGUGGGAGGGGCGGGUUUGGGUGCGGCCAGCAGCUUGACUCUCGGGUCGGAGGCCCACGUGGCCGGGGCGGGGACUCGGGCGCCCGGGGCGCCGACUGAUUACGUAGCGGGCGGGGCCGGAAGUGCCGCUCCCUGGUGGGGGCUGUUCAUGGCGGUUCCGGGGUCUCCAACAUUUUUCCUGGUGGUGGUUCUAAACCCGUCCGCAGCGGAGGCACCGGAGCUUGAGGUUCUUGCUGGUGUGAAAUGACUGAGUACAAACUGGUGGUGGUUGGAGCAGGUGGUGUUGGGAAAAGCGCGCUGACAAUCCAGCUAAUCCAGAACCACUUUGUAGAUGAAUAUGAUCCCACCAUAGAGGAUUCUUACCGAAAACAGGUGGUUAUAGAUGGUGAAACCUGUCUAUUGGAUAUACUGGAUACAGCUGGACAAGAGGAGUACAGUGCUAUGAGGGACCAAUACAUGAGGACAGGGGAAGGCUUCCUCUGUGUAUUCGCCAUCAAUAAUAGCAAGUCAUUUGCAGAUAUUAACCUCUACAGGGAACAGAUUAAGCGAGUGAAGGACUCAGAUGAUGUACCUAUGGUGCUAGUAGGAAACAAGUGUGAUUUGCCAACAAGGACGGUUGACACAAAACAAGCCCAUGAACUGGCCAAGAGUUAUGGGAUUCCAUUCAUUGAAACCUCAGCCAAGACCAGACAGGGUGUUGAAGAUGCCUUUUACACACUAGUAAGAGAAAUACGUCAGUACCGAAUGAAAAAACUCAACAGCAGUGAUGAUGGGACUCAAGGUUGCAUGGGGUUGCCUUGUGUGGUGAUGUAACAAGACACUUCUAAAGUUCUAGCAUCAGAAAAGAGCCACUGUCCAGCUGCACUGACGCCCUGGUCCUGACUUCCCUGGAGGAGAAACAAGUAUUCCUGUUGCUGUCUUCGGUCUCACAGAAGCUCCUGCUACUUCCCGAUGCUCCAUAGAUCAGUACCAUGUUCUCUAUCUGAGAAGUUCUCAGAAUAACUACCUCCUCACUUGGUUGUCUGACCAGAGAAAUGAACCUCUUGUUACUCCCCAAUAUUUUUCCACUCUGGGUUCUCCCCAAACACCGCUGCCACCCCAGGUUUUUCAUCUGAAAAGCAAUUCGUGCUCUGAAACAGAACCACACUGUAGACAUGAAAUUCUCUAGAAAACAAUGUCUUGAGCUCUAAUGUAGCAACUGCUGGUGAUUAUCUUUUUUUUCUUUUUACUUUGAACUUGGAACUAUAUUUGGGGGGGAAAUGUCAUAAAUUACUGUUUUGCUGAGAAUAUAGUUAAUGUUGGUGUUUGGUUUGUUUAUAAUGUUAUCGGCUAUAAACUGGCAUCUGCUCUGUAUUCGUAAAUACAAAGGUGAAUACAGACUUUGGAGUCUCUCCUACUCUUCUCGACUUUCAUGCAAUUAAAUCUAACUUUCACAGUGAAGUGCCUUUUUCCUAGAAGUGGUCUGUAUACUUCAGUGGAGCGGAUGUUUAAAAAACCAUUACACGUGGAAGUGAAUGUCUGAGUUAUGUCUGUGACCUCUCUGCCUUUGCGGGAAAGAUGUGCCGAUACAGCAGCAGAUGCCAUUUCUUACCACAUGAAGUUGGCUUUGACCUGUUUUUAGGUUCUCCCAAGAGAAAGUUGAAACUGGAAACAAUUAUAUUUCAUUUGUUUUUUUACCUGUGCUCCACUUUUUUUUGUAGGUUACUAACUAUGAAAUGUAUGUAAUUUGUUUCUUCUAGCUUACUGAUAAUCAGUGAACUUCCAUUUGUAUUUAAAUUUGGGUUCUAUCAGAAAGCUCUACAUUUACAGGUGUGCAAAAUUGUAAACAUUGGAUGCUGUUUUAUUUAAUACUGAGAUCAAUGAUUUUCAAGCCUCAGACAUAAUAUAUUAAUAGACACACUUUCAGUACAUAUCUUGGUAUCUUAGUGAUGUAUAUAAUUGCCCUCAGUCACCUUUUCACCCCACCCCCCAUCCCUCAACUGCAGUUUGAUUCAUUAUUUCAGUUGAUAAAGCAUGGUGCUAAAUGGACCAGGGUUACCGCUUCAAAACGUGAGCAAGCCCGUUAGCAUCACAGAGGGAGAGGGAGCAACUCUUCCACCAGUAACCUCGGCUGGUAGUUUUGCCGAAUGCAUGCUGUUAUCCUGCAAGGAAAGAAAAGGUCAGUUCACACAAGUCCGUUAUCAUGAUGGAAAAGGCUUGGUACCCUGAGGAGGGUCAGCUUAGCAGUCUUCAGAAACCAAGUGUCUAGACCAGCCAUGGGCAAACUACGGCCAGCGUUUGAAAUGAAUAAAACUAAAAAAAAAAAAAAGACCGUACCCUUUUAUGUAAUGAUGUUUACUUUGCAUUUAUAUUAGUUCACACAAACACUCCAUCCAUGCUUUUGUUCCGGCCCUCCGGUCCAGUUUAAGAACCCAUUGUGGCCCUCGAGUCAAAAAGUUUGCCCACCCCUGGUCUAGACUCUUUUUCAGCCGAAACUAAAUGUAGCCAAUAUUUUUGUCAUUAUGUUUUUUAGAAUGAGGGUACCUCCGAUCAAAAUGUUUUAAAAUUUUCUUGACUCAUUAUGUUCUUUGAAGAGUUUAAGACGAGGUGUUGAUGAGUUGGUCUGCAUGCGAGCUAUCAGAAGCUGAGUGUGCUCAGAGCAAGAAGCCGUUCAAUUGGAAUUGCUGUUAAGAAAGGAAUGGAAACCAUAAUGAAUUGUUAGUUUUGAGGCUUUGGGAAACUUGGCUUUUCCAUUUGCAAAUAGUAUCCUGGUAAUUCUAAUGAAAAAUAGACUUAGGUAACUUUUGAUAAAAGCCUAAUUCCAAAAUGGUCACUUUCUGCUCUGGUCUUUUAGUGUCUAAAUACUUACUGAGGUCCUCUGUCUUCUGGUAUGAAGUUUCACUUAUCACACAAACUCCACAUGGCCUUGAAGUGAGUUCAGAAGAGAGGAAGCACUCUAUACUGUGUCCAGAGUUUAAUGAACUCAGAGAGCCGUGCUCCUGCGUGUUCGUUCUGAGUUUUCACAGUGCUGUUGACACCUGGUAGCAGGAACUUGCUGCUGCUUUGUUUCUGCUGCUUUUGGAGCAUUGCUCUGUCAUUUUUCUUUUUCUAAUAUAUGUUUAUUGAUUUCAGAGAGGAAGGGAGAGAGAGAGAGAAACAUCAAUGAUGAGAGAAUCACCAAUCGGCUGCCUCUUGCACGCCCCUUAUUUGGGACCGAGCCCACAACCCCGGGCAUAUGCCCUGGCUGGGAAUUGAACUGUGACUUCUUGGUUCAUAGGUCAAGGCUCAACCACUGAGCCACGCUGGCCAGGCAGGCACUUCGUCAUUUUUCUUGAGGCUGGAUUGAAGCUUGUCACCUCAGUUGCCCUCAUUUGUCCUUGUCUCCCUCUUCCUCCUCUCGUGUAUGUUACUGACAGUAUGAUUCUUUUUCUAAUGUCAACUUAGGGGGAAGGAUAACUGAUCUGGGGCUCUUGUGCCCAUAGCCCUUGUUUGUGCCCAUAGCCCUUAGCCCAUAGCCCUUAUCAUUCACUCAAGUAUGUUGUAAGCACAGAAGUAUCUAAAUGGGGCCAGAAUUCAGACUUGAAAAUGUUCUUUUAAUAGCUUCUUAAGAAGUUAUAUUUAGGUGUGAAUUUUGGCACAGUAGAGUGACAAAGUUACAGUUAAAUGCUGAAAAGCUUCAGUUAGUGUGGUAUAAAGUGUGGUGUUUAGAGUAUGUUUGUAAUUGCUGAAAACAAUUCUAAUUUACCUCAACAUCUGAAAGUCUCUCUCCCCAAGUUAAGUGCCUGGCCAGCUGUUGUAAAUUACACAUUACUUUGUUUUUUAAAGGUUGCACGUUCAAGAGUGUGAAAAUAUGAUGUUCUGUGUAAAGGCUACCACGCCUACCCUGUUAAGUGCUGUAUUUGCUCCCACAGCUUCCUAUAGGAUGUUACUUGGUAAUAUGGUAUCAUACUUGUUACAGUUUCCACUUCAAGAGUGAAAUGGGUAAAAUUGUUCUCAUGUAUUUUAGUGGGCCCCGUGUUUAGUCUGUUCAUGGUCCUUUAAACUGCUGUGAAUUUUUUUGUCUUGACUUGAAAUCAAGAAUAGAGAAACACUUUAAAGAGAUAUUUUGUUUUUUUCCCAUUCCAGAAUUGCUGAGCUUAAUCAUAUUUUGUUUUACAUUUACAGUCAUGAACUCUUAAGCUGGCAGCUACAACAAAGAACCAAAAAAUGGUGCACGCACUCUGCUUCUUGUAACUCAUCUCUGCUAACAGGUUACAAGAAACAGGAUUAUUAAUUAGGGGAAAUAUUUUAUUUGGGUUGUUUUCAUAAACAGGGGACUGUAACUUUGUACAUUGUUUUACAUCUUUGUUGUUUCUUUAAGCAGUCCAGUGUGCCACAGUUAUUUGAAGGUGUUCCCUACGAGAAUUGUUUGAAAAGUGUUCUUGUUAUAAAAGUAGUUGUAGAUAUAUUUCAAAUAUAACUGGUGAUUUUUAAAAGCCUGAGUACUGACCUAAGAAGCAAUUGUAUGACUUCUACUCUAGAGGGAAGGGAUCUCAAUGGGUGUUGUGUGACUUUUAUAUUUCUGUGCCAUCAAAUAUAGGUCAAAUGAUUGAUUGUGCAAUUCUGCUGUUUAAACGGCAACUAUUGGCCUCCUUGGCCCUAAAUGAAAGGGCUGAUAUUUUAAGUUGCCUAUUUUAUUGUAAAUUAAUCCAUCUAAUUUUUAAAUCUUUGGUUGAAUGUUUUUCUUUUCAAAUGUUUAAAAAAUAAAAACUGGAAGUUCUUUGCUCAGUUAU